UGUGUGCGUGGUGCGGGCGAUCAGCGAACACCAUCGCCGUCGCGCGUUCUCUUAGCAGGGGAGAGCAGCCCUCGCUUUAUUUGCCAAUUACGGCGCCGAUGCGCGGUGCGGAGCGUUAAAUGUGCGUGCAGGAUGUCGAAUCCGGGCGGUAGUAGGAGGAACGGAGCCAUGAAGAUCCGUCUAACAAUUUUAUGCGCCCGCAAUCUCGCUAGGAAGGAUUUAUUUCGCUUACCCGAUCCCUUUGCUAAAAUAACUGUCGAGGGUUCUGGACAGUGUCACAGUACAGAUACCUGCAAAGCUACUCUUGAUCCUAAAUGGAAUCAACACUAUGACCUAUAUAUCGGAAAGAACGAUGGAAUCACCAUAUCUGUAUGGAAUUAUAGAAAAUUCCAUAAGAAACAGAACGGAGGGUUUCUAGGAUGUGUACGCAUAUUAUCGAAUACUAUCCAAAGACUUAAGGAUACAGGAUAUCAACGUUUGGACCUAUGUAAAGCUCAUUCCGAUGACACGGAUGUUGUGAAAGGGCAAAUUGUCGUAUCUCUGAUGUCGCGCGAUGGCCAUAACGGUGCUGUGAGCAAUACAGUCGGUCAUAACGCCGUGGUCGACGUGCUCGGAGAUCUGAGCUGUCCGAAUGAUUUACCGGAUGGUUGGGAAGAAAGGAGAACGGAAAGUGGUCGACUUUACUAUGUAAAUCAUCACACGAAGAGCACGCAAUGGAUUCGCCCGAAUGCUCGGCCUAACACUGCUAUUAUACCGACGACACCGGAACCACCGCCGUUGUCGUCGUCGGAGCCUACGUCUCCCAGCAGUAGUGCGAGCUCUCCGAACGUAAGAAAUGAAGGGAGUCCUGCGAGACAUACGUCGCCUGAAUGGACUGGCGGGGAUGGCACGCCGAGUCAAACACCUAGUCGAGAUAAUUCGACGCAAAAUACUCCGAGAAAUACACCGACGCAGCAGCAACAACAACAGAAUCGCAAUCAGCAACAGAAUCAGCACAAUGUAAGAAACGCGACAACGCCGGCAUCGUCUUUGAGGGAGCGGCGCGUCUUUAGAGGAACCGAUGAACAAAACGGCAAUCAAAGUGCGAACGGAAGGGUAGAACGUGGCCUUAACAAUGGGGGUCAAAUUCGAAGGCCUAAUCGCAGUAACAGGAACAGAAAUAGCGUUAUGUCGAGUAGCGACAGACGAACCGAUCCGCCGCAACCGACGGAUCUACCUCGUGGUUACGAAAUGAGGAAAACCCAGCAAGGCCAAGUAUAUUUCUAUCAUGUACCAACUGGAUCUUCUACUUGGCACGACCCGAGGAUUCCACGCGACUUGCAAGCUAACGAAUUGACGAACGAGCUUGGUCCUCUUCCCAGCGGAUGGGAAAUGAGGCAGACCCAAAGUGGACGGGUAUACUUUGUAGAUCACAAUAACAGGACAACGCAGUUUACCGAUCCCAGGCUAUCCAGUCAAAUAAUAAGCAAUCUGCUGAAUAGGAGGCAAAAUAAUAACACGAACAAUCAAACCGCGAAUAAUGCGAACAAUUCGGUGACGAGUGAGACCGCUGAGGCCGAUACAACGAAUUCAUCGAUGGUUCAGCCUACCACGCCGCAGCAGCCAACGAGAAAUGAAAAUGGAAGUAACAACAAUUCUCCAACAAUGGAAAGCACUCCAUCCCAAAAUGCUCAAACAGUGUCGGAAUUACCGAAGGAGCUCAUGGACAAUGAACUUCUUCCGAAAUACAAACGUGAUUUAGUAGCAAAAUUGAAAUGCCUUCGAGCGGAAUUGAAUGCUCUUCAGCCUCAGAGUGGACAUUGUAGGUUGGAGGUGUCGAGAAAUGAAAUAUUCGAAGAAUCGUACAGAUUGAUAAUGAAAAUGCGUCCGAAAGAUAUGCGCAAGAGGCUCAUGGUCAAAUUCCGCGGCGAGGAAGGCCUUGAUUACGGCGGUGUGGCACGCGAAUGGUUAUAUUUAUUGUCUCAUGAGAUGCUAAACCCGCAAUACGGGCUCUUUCAGUAUUCGAGAGACGAUAAUUAUACGCUUCAAAUUAAUCCAGAUUCAGGCAUAAAUCCAGAACAUUUAUCGUAUUUUCAUUUUGCCGGAAGGAUUAUAGGCAUCGCCGUUUUUCAUGGUCAUCACAUUGACGGUGGUUUCACGACACCGUUCUAUAAAAUGCUGCUUAAUAAAGCUAUAACUUUGAGCGAUAUAGAAGGAGUCGAUCCAGAACUGCACAGGAGCCUCACAUGGAUGCUGGAAAAUAGCAUAGACGGCGUGUUGGAUGCUACUUUUUCCGUAGAGCACAGUAGUUUCGGCGUUUUGAAGAAUCACGAGCUAAAGCCAGGCGGUAAAGACAUUCCGGUGACGGAAGAAAACAAGAGAGAAUACGUUCGCUUAUACGUAAACUAUCGAUUUAUGCGCGGUAUCGAGCAACAGUUCUUAGCGUUACAGAAAGGAUUUCACGAAUUGAUACCUCCCCUGUUACUAAGACCGUUUGAUGAACGCGAAUUGGAGUUAGUUAUUGGCGGUUUGGGCACUAUUGACAUAAACGAUUGGAAGAUGCAUACUCGACUUAAGCAUUGCACACCCGAUACGCCGGUUGUACAAUGGUUUUGGCAGAUAGUAGAAUCGUACGGUGAAGAAAUGAGAGCGAGAUUGCUUCAGUUCGUUACCGGUAGCUCCAGAGUUCCGUUACAAGGAUUCAAAGCUUUGCAAGGAUCGACAGGAGCGGCGGGUCCACGGCUCUUCACGAUUCACGCCGUUGAUGCCCCGAGCGAAAAUCUACCAAAAGCACAUACCUGUUUCAAUAGAAUAGACAUACCGCAAAGUUAUCCGACUUAUCAAAAGAUGCUUGACAAGCUUACGCAGGCGGUUGAAGAAACUUGUGGCUUCGCUGUCGAGUAAUAUGGUACGAUUAUUGCAGUUUUAGUACGAUCGUUUCUCUAUUACGAUAGUACAUAUUUCGGCAAUCUUGGAUUCCCAUAAUAAACGACGUUUUACAAAUUCUUUAAUAAAAGAAACAGGAAAUUAUUUAUUUUCUAUACUUACAAAACAACAAAAAAUAGGAAAAUCCAGCAGGUCUUAGAAAAAUCCAGUGAGUCUAAUAGAAAACGUUAAUAUGUGAAAUCGUUUCACGUAUAAUACCUAUAUACGAAUAUCAAUGGCCUUGCAAUUAUGAACUUUGCAUAUCUUGCAUAUCUCACGAUACAUGUCCUUUUUUAAACAUAAAUUUGAGUAACAAUUUUUAGAAAACUAGUAUAUUGGCCUUUAAAUAUUUAUUAUCUGGUUAAAUAAUUCAGUUUACGGGGAUCUCUAGUGAAUAUUUUGAUCAAUCUGUUUUCUACGUUUACUUAUGCACACAUAUACAUUUAUCAAAGUUCUUAUCAAUUUUCACAUCUUUUCAAGUAAAAUCACUAAUUUUGUUUAAUUCAUCGAAGUUAGUUUUAUUAUUUUAAUUACGAUAUAAAUAUAAGGUAAAACAUGCACAAGUAUUUUUGGAAGAAAAUCUUCCAAAAUUUUAUGAUUAUAUAGUUAUAGGAUGUUCAUACUGUACAGAUUUUUUUAUUAAAACACAAAACAUGUGUAGUAUCAACGUGAAAGAAUCUCGAAGUUAUGAACGUAGCAAUAUAUGACAUAGGGAAUCAAUUCGCAUUAUGCCCGUUCUAGACUGGCGGAUGAGCCAACUCUCGGCUCAUCCGAGUGAGUGGUGUAGACGG
Messenger RNA from Temnothorax curvispinosus, 3695 nucleotides. It is a transcript of the gene Smurf, whose product is annotated as E3 ubiquitin-protein ligase SMURF2. NCBI's taxonomy places the organism in Eukaryota, Metazoa, Arthropoda, Insecta, Hymenoptera, Formicidae. Bases 133 to 2883 code for a protein of 916 amino acids. The transcript has 12 exons. Gene Ontology annotation, biological process: ubiquitin-dependent protein catabolic process; negative regulation of BMP signaling pathway. The record is from RefSeq and is a predicted model, not a curated record. Gene Ontology annotation, molecular function: protein binding; ubiquitin protein ligase activity.